AUGGAAGAUGAAUCAAGCGAAAGAGAAGUGUUGAAUCCUUGGACGUUACUGUUUAUGAACAUCAUAAUCAUUGGCUCUGUUUUUUUCUCUAAUGUUCCCCUGUUUUUCGGAACUUCGUUUUUAGCCGGAAUCUUGUUCAUGAGGUUGGCGUCAGGUUCAAUUUGGGGUAACGAUGGUUUAGGUGACGGUGUAGUUUGGGAGAGUGGUGAAGAAAACGGCGGCGGUGGUGCGGUGAUCGUAGCUGGAGAAGGAAUUGGUGAUUUCAGAGACGAUAGUGAUAUCUGUGCCGUCGGAGAUGGUGGUGGCAUAGAUUUUGGUGGCGAAAUCGGCGGUGAUUGGGACCUUGUUUCAUUUUCAUCAAUGGAUUUAGACGGCAAAGGAGGUGGAGACGAUGCUUGCGACAUAAGCGGUGAUCGGAGCCGAGUUUCGUCUAUGGAUUUAGACGGCAAAAGCGGUGGUUUCGGUUGGGACUCGAAUUCUUCAGUAGCGUUUAACAUCAUUGACGGCGAAGACGGUGGAGUUUUGGCUUCUUGUGGUGGUGGUAUAGGCUCUUCCUUUGAUUUUGGUGAUAACGGCGACAAGGGUAAAGACUUUGGUUCCGGUGGUGAUUGUGGAUGA
Arabidopsis thaliana (thale cress) is the source of this 618-nucleotide messenger RNA. RefSeq lists its product as uncharacterized. The transcript is spliced from 4 exons. NCBI's taxonomy places the organism in Eukaryota, Viridiplantae, Streptophyta, Magnoliopsida, Brassicales, Brassicaceae. Bases 1 to 618 code for a protein of 205 amino acids. The record is from RefSeq and is marked reviewed.